Messenger RNA from Insectozyma verbasci, 711 nucleotides. NCBI's taxonomy places the organism in Eukaryota, Fungi, Ascomycota, Pichiomycetes, Serinales, Debaryomycetaceae. The record is from the annotation of a GenBank genome assembly.
AUGGUUCAAAAAGUAUUAUUAGCUGUUACUUCAUAUUACGGACCAUUCUAUGAUGAUGGUGCAAAAACUGGUUUAUUUGCUACUGAAGCUAUUGAACCAUUUGAGAUUUUUAGAAAACAAGGUUUUGAAGUCACAAUUGCUUCUGAAACUGGUAAAUUUGGUUAUGAUGAACAUAGUUUAUCGCAAGAUUUCUUAGCUGGUGAAGCUAGAAAAAUUUAUGAAGAUAAAAAUUCUGAAUUUAAUAAAGCGAUAAAUAAUAUUAAAAAAGCGUCAGAUUUAGAUGCGUCAGAUUAUGAUAUCUUCUUUGCUGCAGGUGGCCAUGGUACUUUAUUUGAUUUUGAUAAAGCAGCAGCAUUACAUGAAAUUGCAAAGAUUACAUAUGAAGAUAAAAAUGGUGUUGUUAGUGCUGUUUGUCAUGGACCUGUCAUUUUUCAAAAUUUAAAUUUAGCAGAUGGUACUCCAUUAAUUAAAGGUAAAAAAGUUACAGGUUUUACUGAUAAAGGUGAACAAGAAAUGAAAGUUGUUGAUGCUUUAAGAAAAUAUGCUGUUCCAACAGUUAAACAAAUUGCAGAAGAAGAAGGAGCAACUUAUGUUGAACCACAAGGUCCAUGGGAUACAUUUACAGUUACAGAUAGUAAAAUUGUCACUGGUGUUAACCCCCAAUCUGCAGAAAAGACUGCUUCAGAUGCAAUAAAAGCAUAUUCAGAUUGA